AUGGAUAAAGGGGAGGGACUUUCUGUAGAUGAUUUGAUUGAUUUAGAAAAAAUUAUAUUAGAUAACAAUUAUUUUGAAUUCGGUGAAAAAGUGUAUAAACAAAAGUUAGGGACAGCCAUUGGCACAAAAUUUGCUCCAGCGUUUGCAAAUAAUGUUAUGGCAGAACUGGAAAAUAAAAUGCUGGCGGGGUACCACUUGAGUCCUUCAGUAUGGUUCAGAUUUUUGGAUGAUAUAUUUUUUAUUUGGCUUCAUGGUAAAGAAUCCCUGUUGGAAUUUUUAAAUUAUAUUAACAAUUAUUAUGAAACAAUUAAAUAUACAUGGGAAUAUUCGGAAAGAGGGGUGUCUUAUUUGGAUGUGCGGGUGGAAUUGGAGUCUGGUAAAUUGCAAACGGAUGUGUAUUCAAAACCGACUGAUACACAUCAAUACUUAGACUUCAAGUCUUGUCAUCCUGCACAUGUGAAGAAGGCAAUCCCCUAUGGUCAGGCGCUAAGAUUAAAACGGAUUUGUAGUUCGGAAAAAGUUUUUCAGGAUAGGCUUAAAGAAAUGGAAGGUCAUGUAAUAAAGCGAGGAUUUAACAAAAAGUUGGUUAAGGACCAGUUUUCUGGUCUCCGUCUGACUGUGUAGCUCAGUUGGUAGAGCGUCGAUCUAGUAAUUCUAAGGUCGCGGGUUCGAGACCCAGCCGCGGCAGACUUUAUCUUUCUGCUUACGCUGGGUAUAGAAAUUAUAUAAUACACACUCGAGAACAUUUUCACCUUAAUAUAUAUAUAUAUAUAUAUAUAUAUAUAUAUAUAUAUAUAUAUAUAUAUAUAUAUAUAUAUAUAUAUAUAUAUAUAUAUAUAUAUAUAUAUAUAUAUAUAUUAAUACUUUUGCCAAUUAAAGAAAAAAAAUUAAAUGGACAAUACUAAAACAAACUCCUUCCUAUCGCAGCGGCGCAGAACUGUGAAUUUUUUUUUUCAGAAAAAUUGCAUAUCCUAGAAGGUGAUAAGACAAAACUACUGAACAAAAGGUGAGAACUUUUCUUGAAGUGCCGCCACCGGAAGCGAUUACUCGCGCGAAACGUGCACACGCCGUGCCAUCACGCGUAUAAUCCAAACAUAGCUUAUAAGUCCAACUUCAUCCCUUAGAAUACAAAAGACUUUGGUCGAUUCAUUCGCUUAAGACACAGAAGACUUUGUUCGAAGAAAACAAAAAAAAAUACCAAUGUAUUCCUUCUUUUCCACUAAAUACCAUUCGCAUAUAUUAAUAUUUUUACUAUUAUUCAAUGAAGUAUCCCCGGAGAAGGUUUUUCAAUACCUAUUUACAGAACAAAUAGUUAUAUUAAAAUUAAGAUUCCUCUUUAUAGAGUUUAUUUAAUUAUUUAAAAUCUAUUUGUCUAUGAGAUACGAAGUAUAAUUACAUAUUUAUCAUUUAUUUAAAAUCCAUUAAAUCUAUAAUAUCAGAAAAUGUAAUUAAUUGCUGUUUAGCAUCUUCUACCGCAACUCAGUUUUAAAACUUUGUCAAGGUAACUAUUUAAAGUCUUCAUCAAAGUCAACCUCGUACCCAGGGCAUUUUACCUCCGCGGCGUCGGCGAAAAAGGCCCUGGCCUCGGCUGGUCACAUGACACCCUGAAUUUUGGGGUGUUUAGUAUGAUAAUUUAUGAGCACCUCUGACAAUUUAGGAAUAAUUUACAUAAUAGUUAUGCAGAUUCAGGAAUAAAAAUAAAAAUUGUCUAAAGAACUUUAUACAGUAUUAGCGAAUAUAGAAAUUCUCAACAGAAUACACAUCGCUUUACAUAAUGCGGGUAUGGCCAAUAGAAUACUUAAACCACAGUAAAUACAAUGUUUUGAUUACAUUUGUAAGGGACAUGAUGUUAUUGCAGUUUUGCCUACUGGAUUUGGAAAGUCAGUUUUAUUUCAGUUGCUUCCAGACAUAUUGCCGACAAAAACAACAAUCAACAUUGUUAUUGUGCUGUGCCCUCUUUCGUCUAUCAUCGAGGAUCAGCUGCACAGUCUUAAGAUAAUGAGUAUUAACGCCGGUGUUCUUCCAUCACGUUACGAAAACGAAAAUUGUGAAACGCUAUUCAACAAUGAAGAUAUGGGCAUGGCAGCCGACAUCCAUUUGCCAGACGAUUUUCUAAAUGGGCUUACCAGCAUAGUUUUCGCUCAUCCUGAAGAUCUCCUUUCUGAUGUUGGCAGAAAACUUAUGAAAUCAGAUGUCUAUCAGAAGAAUGUUGUAGCCUGUGUAAUCGACGAAGGUCAUUGUGUGGAAAUGUGGUAAGUAAAAUGUCCAUGUUAUUUAUAAAUGCAUCAACAUUUACAACAAAUUGCAUUAAACUCCUCUUUUAACAUUUUAUCUGAUUUGUUUUAAUAUCAGUUUUAGUACUACUAAAGUGAACUCCAACCAGUAUUGUGUGUUAAUCAGAGAGCCAAAUUGUUUGUUGUGAGAUGAAAGGCAAAGGCUUGCAAAGCCCAACCACUGCCCCCCCCCAUCUCAGUCUUGCACCUAUGCACUUUGGUUUGCACCAUCCCCACUGAACACUUGCCAGAAAUCUUCUAUGUCUGGCAAAUAAGAAAACCCCUGCCUAAGACAAAAUUUGUUUAUAAAUGUGAUUCUUAUAAAAUGCCUUUCCUAGAUUUUGUGCUAUGGGUUAUAACAAUUUAUAUAAACAGUUGUUUUAAUGUUAUAGGGGGAAUGACUUCAGAAAGGAUUUUAAAGGACUGUCAUGUCUGAAGGCAAUGUUUCCCUCAGUUCCAACCUUGCUCCUCACUGCUACUGCACCACCCCAGCUCAUCUUGGAUUUGAAAAAAAGUUUGUGUUUAAGUGACAACUGCAAA
This is a messenger RNA of Paramuricea clavata, 2813 nucleotides long. The record is from the annotation of a GenBank genome assembly. Lineage: Eukaryota; Metazoa; Cnidaria; Anthozoa; Malacalcyonacea; Plexauridae.